AUGAUCCUGAUCAAUAAAUUUCUAAUUUUUUGCUUGCAUCAACUACACAUCACUCUCGCCUCCACUCCAUCUCACAAUUCUUCAUCAAAAUUGCCAUCGUCAUCAGCAUCGCCUCUGAAUUUGGCUUCCUCUUCAUCACCAUCUCCACUAUCGUCAUCAUCAUCGUCACCACUAUCAUCACAAUUCUUAUCAUCACCAACACCAAACUUAUCAUCAUCUUUGUCAAAAUUAUAUUCCCCAUUUGACGUGUGGUAUGGAGGUGAAAAGGUAUCAAACAGUUUGGAAGGAUUCGUUAAUUCGGACAACUCAAACUCCAGUCGUUCAUUGAAUCGCCGAUCUUAUAACUUUGCUAUUAGUGGAAACAACAAUAAUAACAACAAUAAUAAUUAUAACAAUAAAAACUUAAAUAAGAAAAAUAAUAGAAACAUUGAUAACAAUAACGCAUUUACUAUUAAAACCAGCAACAAAAGUCAUGCAAAAAACAUUGCUAGUAAUGCAACAAUUAUCACUAACCUAGUAAACAAUGGCAGGCAAAUCAAAAACAGUAGCAGUAAGAACUUCACUGUUGAUGACAACUUCACUUAUCUCAGCAGCAGCAGCAACAACAGCAGCAACAACAUAUCCAACCUUUCAAACUCAAUGUACGUCCUUGCAAGACCGAAACUUGUUGAGUUUCCACCCAACCAGCCUACCAAACUUAUUUCUACCUUCAGUCCAUCUGAUGCACUUUUCAACCCUCUUCAACGAUUUACUGUUAGUAAGGACGGUACCAAAUUAUUUAUUGGAGGGGUGAACAGGUUGUACGAACUCAACAUACUGUCCAGUUACAGCGAUGGCUCAAACAAAUUUGUAAAAGGUCCUCAGCCAACUUUGAAGCUGGUGAACACGUUAACCACGGGACCAAAACAGGACAGUCCAAACUGCCCACCCCCCGAGGAGGUUUGCCAAUGCGUCCACUCAACUGAGUGCAGGGACUUUGAGAAAGUCCUCACAAACAACUUCAACAAGGCUCUGCUCUUCUUGGACAAAGAUGGAUCGCUCCUGUCAUGUUCCAACUUGUUUCAAGGCCACUGCACGCUGUACAGCCUGGAGAACAGCACCACCUCGUGGUACGUGGGUCACAGGCUCCCUGUCCAAGUGGUCCCUAACGAUCCCGAUGCUCCCGCUAUUCUUUUCGAAGCUCCGUACUCACGAACUACAACAAAGCUGAAAGAACAAGAGCAACAACUUCACAACCAGCAAAAACAUUCAACAAAAUACCAACCACAGCACAAACAACUGCAGCGAGAUGGUGAAAAUCAUUCAAAACCGCAAACCGUUUUAUACGUUGCUUCGACUCGGAGCAGUAUCGGUUUACCGGCAUAUCGAGACAUCAUUCCUUCUAUAUGCACACGUAACAGCACAACACUAGAGCUUGUCUCCAGUAGCAUUCUAACUCCUUCGAGAAUGGAUGUGGAGGUUCACAGACGGGAUAGGUAG
Molecule: messenger RNA, 1479 nt
Organism: Helobdella robusta
Lineage: Eukaryota; Metazoa; Annelida; Clitellata; Rhynchobdellida; Glossiphoniidae
Exons: 4
Coding region: 1-1479 (492 amino acids)
Molecular function (GO): protein binding
Source: RefSeq, a predicted model, not a curated record